CCCAAUAGCAGGGGCGGGGCCUGAGGCGCCCUGCGCCGGAGCUUGUGGCGUCAAUGCGCCCGCCGUGUCCAUGGAGAGAGGCUGAGGUGGCCGAGCUCCGGCCCAAGGCACCCGGGCGGCUGGACCGCGAGGAUGUCGGCUUCGUUAGUCCGGGCCACAGUCCGGGCUGUGAGCAAGAGGAAGCUGCAGCCCACCCGGGCCGCCCUCACCCUGACACCUUCAGCAGUAAACAAGAUAAAACAACUUCUUAAAGAUAAGCCUGAACACGUAGGUGUGAAAGUUGGUGUUCGAACCAGGGGUUGUAAUGGCCUUUCUUAUACUCUAGAAUAUACAAAGACAAAAGGAGAUUCUGAUGAAGAAGUUGUUCAAGAUGGAGUCAGAGUGUUCAUCGAAAAGAAAGCACAGCUAACACUUUUAGGAACAGAAAUGGACUAUGUUGAAGACAAAUUAUCCAGUGAGUUUGUGUUCAAUAACCCAAACAUCAAAGGAACGUGUGGCUGUGGAGAAAGCUUUAAUAUUUGACCCCUCAGGACUACUCUGGCAGUAAGCUCCAGGAAAGCCUGUGGAAGCCCUGGGCUUACUGAUAAAAUCAUGUGACUGUCAUGUGCUUAAGGUUUAUGAUGCAUGGCUGCCUUAUGAGGAAAAUAAAGCAAUGCAAUUUGAAAAUGAAGCCAGUAUGUUAGAUUCCAAAAGAAGUGACAUUUGUAUUCUUUUUAGGGGACAGAAAAUAAGAAGCCAUCACUCUCUUUGGGUCAUUUUUCUGAACUGUAAAGAAAAAAAAUUGUACCCUUCACUUAAUCUCCUGCAUCCUUUCUGUUGGAACCAGUUUUAUGGAAGGUGCUUGCCUGGGAGGAUUUCGGGAAACGUAUUCUUAAUAGAUGUGUUUCACUCCAUGGAUGUUUGUUGAAUGGCUUGGUGCAUUUUCAGACCAGAUUGAUGGUUCUUAAAAUUCUGAGGCAGAAAGUUCUGAUGGCUGAUAUGAGGUGCAUUGCUUUUUUUCCCAAACUUGGCACAGCCUUUCCAUGUAUUUAUUCAAAAUCUCAUUGUUGGACGCCUCGUUUGCUUACCCUUAAGUAGCACCAGCCAUUUCAUGAAAGUGUCACACAAAGACCUUGAACGCAGGUAGGAUGAUUCUGAGUAGUGGCAUCAAAAGGUAAGAAAUGCGGCACCUACUACUUUUCAUCCAUUUCUUUUGCCACCCUAAAUGUCUGCUCAAGGUGGUACCUCAAGCUGACUUAGAUCCUUUUGUUUGAAAGUUCUCUCAAACAAAACCCUGGGGAAGCAGAAGUCUUGUGUCUCCCUGUACACUGCAGAGCAGGGACUGCAUCUCCCCUUCUGUGUAGGUGACACACCAGCCUGAUGCUCUGAGGUAGGCAGUGAAGGUAAAUGGGCAGUCUGGCUUCUCUAUCUGGUUGAUGUUUCGGUAAGAUUUCUGUGUAAUUUGAUGGAGAUCAUAUUUUUAUUUUAUUUUGAGUGAGAAAAAUCUUAUUUUAAAACCCAUUUAUGUGAAGUACCAUGUCGUUUCUUCUGAACUAUGAAGCAGUGGUUUAUACUAGCAGGGAAGACAUAGCAACCCAAAAAUACCCUUUGGCAUCUAGUAGUAAUUAAUCGUAAAGAACAUAGGGGUCUUUUUCUAAAAUUCUCAAUAUGAAGACACUUCCUGGAUCCUAUGUCCAAUUGCUAAAAUUUUUAAACUUAAUAUUUUAACCUAACAUUUUGUCACCAGUUUUUCUCUAACAGUGUUCCUUUUGUCACUUAGUUACUGAUUUUCCUGGGUUUUACAUAUUAAGUGUUUUAUGAGAUGAUAUAUAGGCUUUUUCUGAAAGCUGAUUAUUAUGAAUCAAAGUAGCUGAGUUUGUCAUAUUUGCUAAAGUACCUGGCACAAAAUGUACCAAAACUUAGAGCAGUAGCUUUAUGCUCAUGAGUUUGUAUUAUUAUAAUUGUCAAUCUACUUGUAAUUUGUGCAAUACUGAAUGUAUGUAGAGAUUGAGUUGUCAAUAAAAAAAAUGUGGCCUCUUUGUAAUCUUAAAA
Pteropus alecto (black flying fox) is the source of this 2031-nucleotide messenger RNA. It is a transcript of the gene ISCA1, whose product is annotated as iron-sulfur cluster assembly 1. Gene Ontology annotation, biological process: iron-sulfur cluster assembly. Bases 133 to 522 code for a protein of 129 amino acids. NCBI's taxonomy places the organism in Eukaryota, Metazoa, Chordata, Mammalia, Chiroptera, Pteropodidae. Gene Ontology annotation, cellular component: mitochondrion; cytoplasm. Gene Ontology annotation, molecular function: 2 iron, 2 sulfur cluster binding. The record is from RefSeq and is a predicted model, not a curated record. The transcript is spliced from 4 exons.